AUGAUAAACAAUAUGGACAACUCUAUUAAUAUGGUUAAAAGCAACCAUGCUGAAUCGACUUCAGUGAACAAACCUCGUAAUAUAUACAAAUUGGAGAUCGUGUGGCGCAAUGUGGCCAUGUUUAUAUUGUUGCACCUUGUUGCUGUCUAUGGACUUUAUAUUAGCGUAUUCUACGUAUCUCUCAAUAUGAUCUAUUAUUUAACAGCUGUCAACUUUCUAUGUGGCUUGGGCAUCUUAGCAGGCGCUCAUAGGCUUUGGGCGCACCGAUCAUACAAAGCUCGACUCCCAUUGAAGAUAUUUCUGGCAAUACUCCAAACGGCGAGCAUUCAGAAUGACAUCUACGAGUGGGCCCGCGAUCAUCGCCUGCACCACAAACACAGCGACACCGACGCCGACCCACACAACUCCCGGCGCGGGUUCUUCUUCUCACACGUCGGUUGGCUUUUGUGUCGCAAACACCCGGAAGUGAAGGAAAAGGGAAAGACGGUUGACAUGAGUGACCUGUGGGCCGACCCUCUCAUCAGAUUUCAGCGCCGCUUUUAUAUCCCGCUUACAAUUAUCAUUCGCUUAACUCUUUUCACAUACCUUCCUAUGCGUUGGUUUGAUGUUUCAUAUUUGGAUGGUUUGGCCAUCAAUAUGAUGGCACUGGUAGCGAAUCUGAACCACACGUGGCUCGUCAACUCGGCCGCACAUAUAUACGGCUAUAAACCCUACGACAACACCAUUAAUCCCAAAGAGAACAGAGCUGUUGUCUAUUUGGCAUUAGGUGAGGGGUAUCACAACUAUCACCACACGUUUCCAUACGACUACUCGGCCUCGGAAUACGGGUGGGCCGAUGGGUUCAAUCCCGCGACCGCUUUCAUUGAUUUGUGCUAUAAAUUAGGUUUGGCUUACGAUCUAAAGAAACCAACGAAAGAGACUAUUGAACAGCGCGUCAAACGAACGGGAAAUGAGAGCCAGAAAUUAAUAAUUUGUGGAGCCCAUAGGCUUUGGUGUCAUCGGAGCUAUAAGGCCCGACUCCCACUUCAAAUAUUGCUUAUGGUAUUUAACACUUUGGCCCUCGAGAAUGAUAUAUACGAGUGGAGUCGUGACCAUCGGUUGCACCACAAACACAGCGACACCGACGCCGACCCACACAACUCGCGGCGCGGGUUCUUCUUCUCACACGUCGGUUGGCUUUUGAGUCGAAAACAUCCGGAAGUGAAGGCCAAAGGAAAGACCAUAAAUAUGGACGACUUGGCCAACGAUCCGGUCAUAAGAUUUCAGCGCGCGUUUUACAUACCGCUUGUGCUAUUAAUAUGGGGUUUGAUUCCGACAUACGUUCCCCACUAUCUCUGGGGUGAGACGCUGUGGAACGGGUGGUUUGUGUGCGUUCUCACCCGUUAUACUUACGUCCUCAACAUCACGUGGUGUGUCAAUAGUGUGGCACAUCUCUGGGGAAUGAAGCCUUACGAUAAAAACAUAGUACCCGUUGAGGCCAAUAUGAAAAACUUUAUAUUUGGUGGAGGUUUUCAUAAUUACCAUCACACGGAUUACUCUGCGUCCGAGUUUGGUUGGCAGCGUGUGUUCAAUCCGGCGACCGCUUUCAUCGACUUCUUCGCGUAUAUCGGAUGGGCUUAUGAUCUGAAAAAAGCCUCCAAAGAGAUCAUUGAAAGCCGACGGCAAAAGACUGGCGAAUCCGUGUCUGAGUCUAAGUCACAGGCUAUGGAG
Molecule: messenger RNA, 1710 nt
Organism: Medioppia subpectinata
Lineage: Eukaryota; Metazoa; Arthropoda; Arachnida; Sarcoptiformes; Oppiidae
Source: the annotation of a GenBank genome assembly